AUGGAGGUGAUUGUCCCUGCCACUCUACUGCUGCUUUUCCAGCUCGGUGCUGUAAGCCCUGCAUCUGAGCCCUGGUCAGUGUGCCCCAGGGGAUGUAACUGCAGAGAAGGCCUCAAGUAUGUGAACUGCACGGCGGCCUCCCUCCACCAGAUCCCCACCAGUCUACCACCAGAUACCGAGCACCUGGACCUCUCCAAGAAUAAUCUGACUGUUCUCCCGGCCAAAGCCUUCCACACCCUAUGGCGGAUGAACAUUCUACUCAUCAGUUCCUGCAAUGUGAAGUUCGUGGAGGACGGAGCCUUCACAGUACUGGAAAACCUUUGGAGACUGGAUCUCCAGAGAAACGACAUCAGACAGCUGGGUGACAAUUUCUCCACUGGCCUGUCCUUCCUCAGUGAGCUCAUAUUAUCUGAGAACAACUUGGAAACGCUUAAUCCACAGAUGUUCCAGUACCUGGACAAUGUAAAGAAACUCUACCUUAAUAAUAACCAGAUCUAUCAGAUCAGGAAUGGGGCUUUCAGAAGUAUGACCAAACUCCGACACUUGCACCUUCAGGAUAACAGACUUGCCUUCUUACACAAUGGAGUGUUCUUCAUGCUUCAGAGUCUGGAGGUGCUGAACCUUCAGGGUAAUAACAUCAAAGACCUUGACACCGGUGUCUUCACGUCAUUGACAAGUCUCACUGUCCUAAAUCUGUCCAGGAAUGGCCUGGUGCGAAUUAAGUUCAAAACAUUUCUGGGCAUUCAGACUUGGGGCACCCACAUUUUGCUGUCUGAAAAUAAUUGGACUUGUGACUGUGAACUGCAGAGGGUUUUUGGGAAGGUGCACAGUGUCCAGCGCCUGAUAGUUGAUGACUACAAUGAUGUGAUUUGCUUGGAGCCGCCUGCCUUAAGGGAUUUACCUUUGGCGUCCGUUGACACUCAGCUAUGCAUAGCAGAGACCGUCACGGUCCUUGUCAUCACCUUCACAGUCUUCAUCACUGUGGUAGCUGCCAUUGUAAUGGCAGAAAGGAACAGGAAGAAACGGACCGGGAAACAUUGGAGCGAGGAGAGCGAAGACUUAGAUUCACAAGAUUGA
This is a messenger RNA of Hypanus sabinus (Atlantic stingray), 1077 nucleotides long. RefSeq names its product leucine-rich repeat-containing protein 3B-like. Gene Ontology annotation, cellular component: plasma membrane. The record is from RefSeq and is a predicted model, not a curated record. Gene Ontology annotation, molecular function: protein binding. Bases 1 to 1077 code for a protein of 358 amino acids. Lineage: Eukaryota; Metazoa; Chordata; Chondrichthyes; Myliobatiformes; Dasyatidae. The transcript has a single exon.